This is a messenger RNA of Antechinus flavipes (yellow-footed antechinus), 1868 nucleotides long. RefSeq lists its product as uncharacterized. The transcript is spliced from 4 exons. The coding region runs from base 1 to 1608 and encodes 535 amino acids. Lineage: Eukaryota; Metazoa; Chordata; Mammalia; Dasyuromorphia; Dasyuridae. Gene Ontology annotation, cellular component: keratin filament. The record is from RefSeq and is a predicted model, not a curated record.
AUGGUCAGCUCCUGUUGUGGCUCUACCUGCUGUGGCCAAAGCUGUGGCUCUAGCUGUUGCCAGCCUUGCUGCCGCCCCAGCUGCUGUAUUUCUAGCUGCUGCCAGCCAUGCUGCCGCCCCAGCUGUUGUACCUCUAGCUGCUGCCAGCCAUGCUGCCGCCCCAGCUGCUGUAUUUCUAGCUGCUGCCAGCCAUGCUGCCGCCCCAGCUGCUGUACCUCUAGCUGCUGCCAGCCUUGCUGCCGCCCCAGCUGCUGUAUUUCUAGCUGCUGCCAGCCAUGCUGCCGCACCAGCUGUUGUACUUCUAGCUGCUGCCAGCCUUGCUGCCGCCCCAGCUGCUGUAUUUCUAGCUGCUGCCAGCCAUGCUGCCGCCCCAGCUGUUGUACUUCUAGCUGCUGCCAGCCUUGCUGCCGCCCUAGUUGCUGUACUUCUAGCUGUUGCCAACCCUGCUGUCGCCCCAGCUGUUGUACUUCUAGCUGCUGCCAGCCCUGCUGCCGCCCCAUCUGCUGCCAGACCACUUGCUGCAGAACCACUUGUUCAGCAGGGGGAGCCACAGCAGGUUGGGUGACAACAGGUAGUUCUACAACAGGUGAUCUGGCAGCAGCUGGGGCGGCAGCAGAGCUGAUAGCAGCUGGACACAGCAACUGGGGUGGCAGCAAGUUGGGCAGCGACAUGUGGUUUGGCAGCAAACAGACUGGCAGCACCUUGGUCUGCACAGGAGGACUGGCCACAGACUGGACAGAAGCAGGUGCUUCUGAUCUAGCAGCAGGUGGGACAGCAACAAGGCUGGCAGCAGCUAGAAAUGCAGCAGCUGGGGCGACAGCAGGGCUGGCAGCAGCUGGAUCCACAACAGCUGGGACGACAACAGGGCUGACAACAGCAGGGUUGGCAGCAGCUGGAUCCACAGCAACUAGACCCACAGCAGGUGGAUCCACAGCAGCUGGGGCGACAGCAGGUGGACACAAUGCAGGUGGGCCUGUAACAAGUAGUCCUGCAGCAAGUGCUCUGGUAGCAGGGAGGCCGGAAGCAGCAGCAAGUUCGGCAGCAGCAGGGGGUACAGCAGCCAGAGCCACAGCUUUGGCCACAAAAACAAAUCAAGUAAAUUAUGUUGACUUACUAAAGCAGCAUAGAGAAGUGUGGUAUAUAAGAGACCCCUGGGAGAAGGAGAUUUUCAGAAUUCAACCAACUCAACUUGAAACAAACUCAGAAAUUCAAUCCAUCAACACCAUGGUCAACUCUUGUUGUGGCUCCACCUGCUGUGGACAAAGCUGUGGCUCUGGCUGCUGUGCCCCCUGUUGCUGCCGAACUUGCUGCUGCUUUAGGCCUCCCUGCUACCAGAGCACCUGUUGCAGGACCACCUGCUACAGGCCCACCUGCAUUGUGUCCACCUGCUGUCGCCCCAGCUGCUGUGGAUCCAACUGCUGUGGGUCCAGCUGCUGCCAGCCCUGUUGUCGCCCAAGCUGCUGUAUUUCUAGCUGCUGCCAGCCCUGCUGCCGCCCCAGCUGCUGUGGGUCCAGCUGCUGCCAACCCUGCUGUCGCCCCAGCUGCUGUAUUUCUAGCUGCUGCCAGCCCUGCUGCCACCCCACCUGCUGUGGGUCCAGCUGCUGCUAGCCUUGCUGACAUCUCAGCUGCUGCAGAGCCUCCCAUUGAUGAAUGCUCAUUCUUCUGUAUAUCUGCGCAUCAUUAACAACCCAUCCCACUUCUUCCCCACUUGUCUAAAGGUUGUACAUGGCUGAUCUACACAUGACCUAUUAGAAGCUUCAACCAAAAUACUAAUAUCCAUGCUUCUGACUUAUUCAACCUCUCACUUGUCUGUUAUCCUUCCCCUUCUACAAAGAUAUUAAUUUUUAAUUAAAUUUUAUUCCAUUCAU